AAGGAACUCGGUGGAUCGAUCAUUGGAGAGUCAGAACAUCAACCAUCAUCAAGUAAAAGAAAAAUUAUAAAAAUCAUAGUAUAUCGAAAAAAAACCUCUCAAAGACAUGGAUCCAGAAAUGGAUAAAAUCAAGAAGGAGAUCAAGGAGAAAUUUUGUGCCGCUCUUUUAACGAACGCAAACGAAAUGAGAAAGAAUCAAGUUCUCUGUGAUGUAGUGCUGAGAGUCCAAGGAAAGGAUUUCUGGGCACAUCGAAGUGUUCUCAGCGCAGGAAGCGACUAUUUUCGUGGUCUUUUCACAAAUCACAUGAAGGAAGAACAGCAAGGGGUUUUGGAAUACAACGAUGUCGAUCCUGASACSAUCGAGACAGUAUUGACAUUUUUAUACACCGGUGAAAUCUCGUUAAAUGAGGAGACCGCAGAGGACAUUGUAGCUGUGGCUGACUACAUGAUUAUCCCGAGCUUGAAGGAAGUCGGAACUAUAUUCCUUCAAAAACAGCUCACAUCAAGGAACUGCUUCCCUUUGUAUCUCUUUAGCCGACGCUAUGGAUGUGAAAAUCUGGAAACACAGGCCAACGAUUUUAUAAACUUUAACUUUGAAAUGCUUUGCUUUACGGAAGGCUUCAAAGACCUCGAUGUGAGUUUUUUGCUGGAAAUGUUUCAGCGCGAUGAAAUUAUCAUUUCGAGAGAAGAGUUGAUCUUUGAAGCGAUUCAAGAAUGGGUUUAUCAUGAUUUAGAUGCACGUCAAGARCAUUUUGAAAAGCUGUUCCGCUGCAUCCGACUUUCAUCAAUUUCAAARUACUAUCUUGCUGACUAYAUAGAGAGUGAGGACCUAGUAAAACAGAGUAAACUUUGCUGUGAYCUUUUAUUCGAUACAUUCAAGGCGCUAGCAUUGCCAGAUCGAUCAUUUACAAGUGUCCUUAACUCUAAUGUCAUGCCAAGGAAGUACUUAGCAAAGGAAGARGUUGGUAUCAUCAUUACUGGAGGAACAUAYCUCACCAGUCAAGCCAACCACACCGAGUGUUUUGUCCCUACAAGAGAGGCMUGGUUAAAAUUGGCCGAUAUGCAUCAYCCUCGUGACGAACACGUGACAGUCAAUUGUGAGAACUUUCUUUAUUCCAUUGGCGGCAAUAAGAAGACCAAUCUUGUWGAGCGCUAUGACCCCCGCAUCGAUUCCUGGACAGAAGUAGCACCAUUACCAAUCAAGUGCGCAGCAGCGGCUGCGGUCACCGUAGAUGGAUGUGUYUAUGUCCUCGGUGGACGCGACGCAUUCCGUCCUUAUAAUACUGUACAGUGUUACAACCCUGUAAACAACACGUGGACAAUCAAGGCAUCGAUGAUAGAGCGUCGUAAAGCACUCUCAGCAGUUGUCYUWGAUGGCUACAUCUAUGCCAUUGGUGGAAUCAAUGAGAARGGUUUGCCACUUAACGGUGUUGAGAGCUACGAUCCUGGUCUAGAUCACUGGCGGCAUGAAACCACGAUGAACACUAGACGAACCUUGGCCUGUGCCACAGUACUUAACAGGAAAAUCUAUGUUAUUGGAGGCUAYGAGAGAGAAUCUAUGACACCACUAUCAAGCUGUGAAGUUUUUGAUCCAGAUCAUGGCAAAUGGAGUAUUUUUCCUGAUCUGCUCAUUCGCAGAGCAGCUGCUGGUAUCGCAAGGUUUCAUGACAUAGGUUUUCCUGACACAUAG
Molecule: messenger RNA, 1690 nt
Organism: Exaiptasia diaphana
Lineage: Eukaryota; Metazoa; Cnidaria; Anthozoa; Actiniaria; Aiptasiidae
Product: kelch-like protein diablo
Exons: 3
Coding region: 107-1690 (527 amino acids)
Molecular function (GO): protein binding
Source: RefSeq, a predicted model, not a curated record